UCGGUAGAGACAUAAAGAUGACAUAUGAACAGUGCAAUGUCAAUAUUGGAGUUUCACUAUUCACCCGCAAUCAAAUAGUGAAAGUUUUACCGUUUGGCUUGAGCUGACGAGGGACGUCAUUUAAGCAUUUGGAGUUCGAUUGGAAAUGCCCUAAAUUGCUUUUUUUAGUAUACAUUGUAAUUUAAUAUUCGGUAUUCCUUUAUUAUAAAGAAAAAAAUACUCGGAAAAAACUUAAACCAACGGCACCUAGACGGAGAUACAGGACGGCUAUCCAACUGGUCAAGACACCGCCAUGGCAUGGUGGAGGGCGCCACCGCGCUCUCCCGUGCUCCUUCGCUCGGGCGGCUCAACCCUUCGGUCGCGCCGCAGCCUAACCUCCCCUCCCUCGGGCGGUGUCCCGAUCCCAUUUCCCAAAUUCUCUAAGAUCCUCAGCCCUCUUAAUCCCUCCACCCAUCGCACCCACGCCCUCCCCACUCUCUCCGCCGCCGCCGCCUCCUUCUAUGGCUUCCGCUUCCCCCUCUUACUCCUCCGCUGCCGCUGGUGCCGACGCCUCCCCCUUCCCGUUCGCCGCCCUUCCCCCUCCCCCUCCCUCUCUCUCAUCCCGCCGUCUCCCCCCUCCCUGCUGGUCCCACGGAGAAACCCUAGCACUUAUCGACGCCUACCGCGAUAAGUGGUUCUCCCUCGGCCGUGGAAAUCUCCGCGCCUCCCACUGGGACGACGUAGCUGCCACCGUCGCCCGCGAGUGCCCCUCUUCCUCCGCUGUACCCAAAACAUCCGUUCAGUGCCGCCACAAAAUCGAGAAGCUUCGCAAGCGCUACCGAUCCGAGAAGCAGCGAUCACUCUCCUCCUGGCUUUACUUCCGCAAGAUGGACGCCAUGGAGCGGGGCGCAGCGGCGGAGACAGAGGGAGCCGGAGGUCUCCGGUUCACGAUCCCCAAGGCUGUGCGUUCUAAGAUCGUGGGGUGCCGGCCGAGCCCUAGGGCUGCUAUCAAGCCGGGGUUGGAGGAGAUGCGAAGGAGAAUCGAGGAGAAGAGGUUGAGGAUGAGGAUGAGGAGUGUUGAGGGUGGGAUCGGGGAUUUGGUUGCUGCCCUCGGUGUGUUUGGGGAGGGGUUUUUGAGGAUGGAGCAGAUGAAGAUGGAUGUAUCGAGGGAGAUGGAGAAAAUGAGGAUGGAGAUGGAAUUGAAGCGAACGGAAAUGAUUUUGGAUUGUCAACGAAAGAUCGUUGAAACCAUGGUUCAGAGAUUUAUGGGGAAUUAACGAACGACGUUGCAGUUCUGACAAAGAAAAAGGCACUUUUAGUAUGCGGUAAUGCAAUGUGAGUAGAUUUUUUUCUAACACGAUGGACUCGUUUAGGCUGGAAGAAAGAUCUGUGUUUUGAUUGGGUUAUUGUUUACUUUUGGAGCACAAGGGUUAAUUGUCCUUUUGGGGUGAAUAAGAAGCUUUCACCUUCUUCGUCUGUACUUCAAUUAUCUUUUGUUAAUUCUUGGUUAUUUCCUUAUAAUUUAUAUUAUUCUAGCAUUAAUUCA
Molecule: messenger RNA, 1525 nt
Organism: Dendrobium catenatum
Lineage: Eukaryota; Viridiplantae; Streptophyta; Magnoliopsida; Asparagales; Orchidaceae
Product: trihelix transcription factor ASIL1
Exons: 1
Coding region: 501-1256 (251 amino acids)
Cellular component (GO): nucleus
Molecular function (GO): transcription cis-regulatory region binding
Source: RefSeq, a predicted model, not a curated record